Fusarium keratoplasticum is the source of this 552-nucleotide messenger RNA. RefSeq names its product U3 small nucleolar ribonucleoprotein IMP3. NCBI's taxonomy places the organism in Eukaryota, Fungi, Ascomycota, Sordariomycetes, Hypocreales, Nectriaceae. Gene Ontology annotation, molecular function: structural constituent of ribosome; rRNA binding; snoRNA binding. The coding region runs from base 1 to 552 and encodes 183 amino acids. The record is from RefSeq and is a predicted model, not a curated record. Gene Ontology annotation, biological process: rRNA processing. Gene Ontology annotation, cellular component: small-subunit processome; Mpp10 complex; small ribosomal subunit. The transcript has 2 exons.
AUGGUCCGAAAACUCAAGCAUCACGAGCAAAAGCUCCUGCGCAAGACAGACUUUAUCACAUACAAGUCGGACAAUGGACAUCGCGACAAGGCUGUCAUUCGACGAUACAUGAUCCAGAAGCCUGAGGACUACCACAAGUACAACCGUCUCUGCGGAUCUCUGCGACAACUUGCCCACCGCCUCUCUCUCCUCCCCCCCGAGAACGCAACCCGCCGCAAGCACGAAGAGCUCCUCCUCAACAAGCUCUAUGACAUGGGCAUCCUCUCAUCAUCUUCCAAGCUAUCCGCGGUGGAGAAGAACGUGACGGUCAGCGCCUUUGCCCGUCGCAGGCUUCCUGUGCUCAUGACGCGGCUGCGCAUGGCCGAGACGGUGCAGGCGGCGACAAAGAUGAUUGAGCAGGGCCACGUGCGCGUGGGAACCGAGACGGUCACGGACCCGGCGUAUCUGGUUACGAGGGGCAUGGAGGACUUUGUGACGUGGACCGUGGGCAGCAAGAUUAAGCGCAACAUUAUGAAGUACCGGGAUCAGCUCGACGACUUCGAGCUGCUGUAG